This is a messenger RNA of Danaus plexippus (monarch butterfly), 2210 nucleotides long. It is a transcript of the gene NGR-A11, whose product is annotated as prolactin-releasing peptide receptor-like. The transcript has 2 exons. Lineage: Eukaryota; Metazoa; Arthropoda; Insecta; Lepidoptera; Nymphalidae. Gene Ontology annotation, cellular component: neuron projection; plasma membrane. Gene Ontology annotation, molecular function: neuropeptide binding; neuropeptide Y receptor activity. The record is from RefSeq and is a predicted model, not a curated record. Bases 36 to 1439 code for a protein of 467 amino acids. Gene Ontology annotation, biological process: G protein-coupled receptor signaling pathway.
CUGGCGAGUGGUUUUAGAAGUUGAAAAUACUACUGAUGUACACUAGUACAAUGCUUUCCGCUUACAAUGUAAGCUAUGAGGAUACUUUGAGCACUAGUAAAAAUGUUUUCGCGGCUAUGAAUCUUAACAGCACGUCGUUUUUGGGGGGUGUUUUGAUUUUAAAAACCCUCACGGGAGAAUCAGUUGAAGUUAUUGAUGAGCCUAAAUCAAAUCGUACCACAGAUAUAAUCGACGUUAAAAUAGUACAGGUUGCAUUUUGUAUUCUCUAUACAAUAAUUUUUGUUCUUGGAGUGUUUGGGAAUGUAUUAGUCUGUUAUGUUGUUUUCCGAAAUCGUGCUAUGCAAACAGUAACUAAUCUUUUCAUAACAAACUUGGCAUUAUCGGAUAUACUUCUCUGUGUUUUUGCUGUACCACUAACGCCUAUGUAUACGUUCCUAGGAAGAUGGGUGUUUGGAAGAAUUCUUUGCCACCUCAUGCCAUAUGCUCAAGGAACAAGUGUUUACAUAUCAACCCUAACGCUUACGUCUAUAGCUAUAGACAGAUUUUUCGUCAUAAUUUAUCCUUUUCAUCCUAGAAUGAAACUAACCACGUGCAUAUUCAUUAUCAUAUUUAUUUGGGUAUUCUCGUUAGUUGUCACUUGCCCCUAUGGGUUAUUUAUGGGAAUCCAAAUCACUAAUAACAAGACUUAUUGCGAAGAAAGUUGGCCAUCAGAUAAAUCAAGGAAGAUUUUUGGUGUCUUCACGACCGUCUUACAAUUCUUAAUACCAUUUCUUGUGAUAGCGAUUUGUUAUACAUGUGUAAGCAUAAGAUUAAACGAUCGUGCCCGAUCAAAACCAGGUGCUAAAAAUACAAGGAGAGAGGAAGCGGAUAGAGAUAGGAAGAAAAGAACAAACAGAAUGCUAAUAUCUAUGGUCGCAAUUUUUGGCACGUCUUGGUUACCAUUAAAUUUAAUAAACAUAUUUAACGACUUCUACGCACAAAUGACAGAGUGGAAUUAUUAUUACGUUUCAUUUUUCCUUGCACAUUCUAUGGCCAUGGCAUCUACAUGCUACAAUCCAUUCUUAUAUGCAUGGCUAAAUGAGAACUUUAGGAAAGAAUUUAAACAGGUACUGCCCUUUUUUGAAUCAACGGGUGGAGUACGAAAUAGUUAUCAUUCAGGGAGAAUGCCCACAAAUAAAGCUGAUAAGAUAUGUAACGGGAACGAAACUAUCCAAGAAACAUUACUUGCGUCCUCUUUCAAUAGAGGCCCAUCCAUAAAACAACGGAUGCUAGAAGGAAAUAGUAAUGGAAAAAAGGACGGAGUUGAAGUUGAAAACAUUUUGUUAGAAGAUAAAACUAUCUCGUCGACAUUUCAUACGAAGACUGAAAAUAUGAGUUUGCAGUUGAUAAGCGAAGAAUCGCAGAUUGUAGAACCGAAAGAGGCAAAGACUCAAAUAUAAUAAAUUACCAAGCCACAGUAAAACGUUAUCAAGAAUUCUCCCUUCAUCUACACAAUUCAUUACUUACGUUCCAUCUGAGUCUCAUCGCAAGCAUAAAUUUAAGUAUAAUUUUUUGGUAUGUUAGAUGUAAAUGAAGAAAUUUUUGCAUGUUUUAAAUGUACUAUGCUGCUUUAAAAUGUUACGUCGGUAAAAUGAAUUUAGAUGAUGUUUUUGUUUGCUAAUUGUGAUGUAGCACUAAUAGAUCUAAUUGUAAUCUAGUUAUUGUAAAUAAAUUAAUUUAAUACAUAAGAAAUGAUUGUCUUUGUCGCUAAGCAAGUAGGUAUCCGAGAGGCCUAUUUAUAGAGUUUAUUAUUGAUGAAUAUGUAAUACUUCUCAUGUAGAAAAAAAUGAAAUAAACAAAUUGUGUUUCUCGAUUAAACUGUUGAGCCCAAUUUCAAACUUGAUUGCAAACUUAAUAUUGUAGGCGAAUAAAAUUUUACACAUCCUCCUUGGAGGUCAAAUGUAAAAUAUAUUUUUAAUAAUGAUUAGGUAUCACAUUAUAGGAUGGUAUAAUUAUUGUUGCAAUGACGUUUGAAAUUAAGUGUUUAUCGGGAAACACAAAGAAUACUAGUUAAAAACUAAUAAAUAUAUCCAUGUAGUAUGUAUAGUAACUAUACAUUUAAUAUAAUAUUAACUUUAUUGUACAAAGAUACGAGAUCUAUUGUUAUUUGUAAAUUAAGUAUAAAAUACGAAAAUGUUUAACGAAGUUGCUUAAAUGCUAAUGUAGAUUUA